AUGUUUCUUCUUCUACUACUGUUACUUGUAUCAAAAUGUGAUGGUCAUUUGUUUCGAUAUCAGCGACAUCAACCAUAUGCUCCACCGCCAUCCGACAGGUAUCGUGUCUCACCUAAAACGGGUGUACGUAUUGCUUUACCCACACCUGAACAACUUCAAUGGCAAGCACAAGAAAUAGGUGUUUUAAUUCAUUUUAAUAUAGCGACAUACAUAAACAAUGAUGGAUGUUCUGGACAAUCUGUUCCAAAUAUUUCUUUAUUCAAUCCAUAUCUGUUAAAUACAGACAAUUGGGUUCAAACUAUGGUUGAUUUCGGUGCUAAAUAUGCUGUACUUGUGGCAAAACAUGCUUGCGGUUUUCAUAUGGCUCCAACUGAUGUCAAAUUUCCUUUGAGUCCUUCUGGUCAAAUGAUUCCAUAUAAUUAUUCAAUUAAUUAUUCACCAAUGAAAGGCGUUGAUGUUCUUGACAAUUUCGUUAAGAGUUGUGAGAAGAAACAAAUCCGAACAGGAUUUUAUUAUACAGUUGUUGAUAACAAUUGGUUGAAUGUAGAAGAUGGUUUAGUUCAAAACCGUACAUUACAACCAGGUCAGGUUAAUAUUACACAAGAAACUUAUGACAGUAUUGUGUUACAACAAUUAAGAGAAAUUUGGAGUAGAUAUGGCAUUUUGGAUGAAAUUUGGUUUGAUGGAGGAUAUACAUCGACAUUAAAAAAUCCAAUAACUACAUUACUUGCCAAUCUUCAACCUCAAGCUGUAGCAUUCAAUGGUUAUGGUGUAUCACCAAAUCCUGUUCGAUGGAUUGGUACUGAAAUGGGUGUUGCACCUGAUCCAAAUUGGUCAACAGGAAUAACUAAUGAUGGUGGUGAUCCAAAUAGUCCAAUAUUUUGUCCAGGUGAAUGUGAUACAACUCUUCAAAAUGGAGAUCGAUGGUUUUGGGGUGUUAAUGCAACACUUCGUUCACUUUCUGAAUUAAUUCAAGUUUAUCAUGAAACAGUUGGUCGAAAUUGUAUGUUGAUGCUUGAUCUUACUCCUGAUCGAACAGGUCUCAUUCCAUCUGCUUAUGCACGUCGUUAUAAGCAAUUAGGUGAUUUUAUUCGUUCAUGUUAUGGAACAUAUGUUCUACCUACAGAAAAUCUUACUCUAGAAGAUUCAACUAUAUAUAUUCAAUUAUUUGGUUCAUCACCAGUUACAGUUGAUCGUUCAGUUAUUCAAGAAGAUCAAACUCGUGGUCAAGUUAUUCGAGCAUAUACUAUUGAUGUUCAAUUCGUCAAUACAACAAAUAGUACUCAAUGGAUCACAGUAGCACAAGGUACAAGUAUUGGUAAUAAGAAAAUUGAUAUUUGGCAAGAAGGACCACAACUGAUUAAUGCUGUUCGAUUAACUAUUACAAAAACAGUUGAUAGGCCUGUGUUAAGAUCAUUUACUGUUCAUUUGUGUACUUAA
This is a messenger RNA of Rotaria sp. Silwood1, 1440 nucleotides long. The record is from the annotation of a GenBank genome assembly. Lineage: Eukaryota; Metazoa; Rotifera; Eurotatoria; Philodinida; Philodinidae.